Molecule: messenger RNA, 1230 nt
Organism: Hirsutella rhossiliensis
Lineage: Eukaryota; Fungi; Ascomycota; Sordariomycetes; Hypocreales; Ophiocordycipitaceae
Product: repair protein rad1/Rec1/Rad17 domain-containing protein
Exons: 5
Coding region: 1-1230 (409 amino acids)
Biological process (GO): DNA damage checkpoint signaling; DNA repair; protein N-linked glycosylation
Cellular component (GO): checkpoint clamp complex
Source: RefSeq, a predicted model, not a curated record
AUGGAUCCCUCGCUGCAUGAGGUCUGGCAAGCUGCUGCGGGCAGUCCCUUCCUCCCCACCGUCGGCAAAGGAACCCAGUUCUUGGUCGGCUCCGUGCUGGUGCUGUCGGGCGUCGCGGCCACGGGCGUCUUUGCGCUGAACCGCUCGCUCGUCAACCUCACCGUCAUCGGCAUCCCGGCUUCGCUGGCACUGGCGUUCGGAGUCGUCUACAUGUUCUGUGCGGUCGGAGUCUACCCGUCGCCUCUUGUUAUGGCGCCUGAAUCCGUUCCCAUUUUCCGUGCGGUAGCCACGUCCACGCGGCCUCUAUACCAGCUUCUCCGCUGCAUCAACUUUGCGCCCAGAGUUCACGUUCAGAUUACCGAGGAGGGCAUUCGAUUCGCGGCUGACCACGCCCGGGUCAUGCAAGGUGUUGCUUUCUUGGACAAGGCGCUUUUUGCGGCGUACACGGUCAAUCUCGCCCCGACAUCAGAUGGCGAGCCGCCCGAGCUCCCCAACUUCCAGAUAUCUCUGGCGUCCUUUCUUGAGGUUCUACAAAUCUUCGGGGCCGUCGACGUUGCCACGCGUGCGCAAAAGGCGGAGCAGGAUCCUUACCGAAGCAAUCUGCGCAACUACCGACCCGACGCCUUUAGCAACCAAACCCUGGGCAUCUCGGGGACCUGCACGCUGAUUUACUCGGAGGAGGGCGACCCGUUCAAGAUCACCAUAGAAGAAUCUGGAGUCAAAACUACGGCCGGCCUGACGACGUAUCUUCCGGAGAUACCAGAGGACAUUCCCUUUGACCGCAACGACCUGGCAUUCAAAAUCAUCAUGCAGUCUCGGUGCCUGCUGGAGUCACUCGCCGAGAUUUCCCCAACGGCACCUGUCAAGCUCACGAUUACGGCCAUGAAGACGCCGCCGUACCUGUCACUUGCCGGCACGAGCGACCUCGGCACCUCUGGUGUGGACUUUGCGCGGGGAAGGGACCUGUUGGAGACCUUUACCAUUGCGGGCCGGUGGUCGCAGACGUACAAGUUCGACUUUGUCAAGAGUUCGAGUGAGGCGAUGCGGAUCGCGAGCAAGGUCAGUCUGCGGGGCGAUGGACAGGGUGUGCUGAGCUUGCAGUUCAUGGUGGACAUGGAGAGCGGCAAGAGGAGCUUCUUAGACUUUCGAUUUGUCCCGUUUGUGGCGCAUGACGAGGAUGAGGAUGACAUGGAGGGAGAAGGGGAAGAGGUAGAGGAAGCUGAAGGAUGA